Molecule: messenger RNA, 2993 nt
Organism: Mauremys mutica (yellowpond turtle)
Lineage: Eukaryota; Metazoa; Chordata; Testudines; Geoemydidae
Gene: SPRY1
Product: sprouty RTK signaling antagonist 1
Exons: 3
Coding region: 698-1660 (320 amino acids)
Biological process (GO): negative regulation of Ras protein signal transduction; animal organ development; negative regulation of fibroblast growth factor receptor signaling pathway
Cellular component (GO): membrane; cytosol
Source: RefSeq, a predicted model, not a curated record
GGGCACAGCGGUGAAAUGCUGCUGUGCAGAACUGGAAUUACUCUGUAACAGCAACAGUAAAGCCAUAGCUGAUUGCAAAGUGAUAGCAGCAGACAACAGUGAGCAACUGCUGUCUACACUGGUUGCGUUCGAAUUAGCUCCAGUUACUUCAAAUGUGCUUUGGGAAGCAGUUUUUAAUCCUUGUAUUAGGCAGUCUCGUUGCACUUUGGCUGCACGGUGGUCGGAAAGUUUGCAGCAGGAGCAUGUGGUGAAGCAGAGCUGGAUCCUCGACGUUGUGCACCACGCCAGUUCAGUGUGGAAGGCUCCUGUGACUAUUCCAGUCAGAGAAGGGAAAUAAAAGUCGAAGGAAGAAAAGAGGAAUCCUGUAUUCCUUGCUCUGCUGUAUCUUGUUGGAGACCUCAACGUUGCUGCUACUGCAAGUGACUCUGUUGCUGCUUCUUCAGGCAGCAAUUGUGCCUGCAUCUUGCAAUUUUUAUCUUCCACUAGUUUGAGAUGAAGUAUUUGCAGCAAGGGCUUGAUUGUCGUCACCUAUAACAGGAGAGAGAGAAAGACAGACUUGCAGCCAGAGAAAUUGCUUCCUUCGGAAUCCCAUCACCGAGUGAUUUACUUCUCUCAAGAGAACUGUGCCCACUCAAUGAACAAGAUUUCAGAUGCAUGCCAGGUUCACACUGAAUGCCAGAAGUAGAGAUCCCUACAGAUGGAGCCCCAAAGUCAACAUGGCAGUGGCGGUUCAUUAGUUGUGAUCCAGCAGCCUUCCUUGGACAGCAGGCAAAGGUUGGACUAUGAAAGAGAAAUUCAGUCGAAUGCUAUCUUGUCAUUGGACCAGAUCAAAGCCAUAAGGGGCAGCAAUGAGUAUACCGAAGGCCCAUCUGUGGUGAAAAAGUCUGGUCCACGGACAGCACCAAGACAAGAAAAGCAUGAAAGGACUCAUGAAAUCAUACCAAUUAAUGUGAAUAAUAAUUAUGAGCACAGACCCAGCCACUUGGGACCCGUGGCACACCAACAUAACGUAAGGGCUCCUGUGUUGAGCAGAUCAACUAGCACUGGAAGUGCGGCUAGUUCUGGAAGCAACAGCAGUGCUUCUUCAGAGCAGGGGUUGUUGGGAAGAUCGCCCCUAUCUAGGCCAGGUUCAAGCCACAGAUCUGAAAGGACAAUCCGGACGCAGCCCAAGCAGUCAUCUUUGAUGGUAGAUGAUCUGAAGGGUCCCUUGAAAGAGGACUUGACGCAGCACAAGUUUAUCUGUGAACAGUGUGGGAAGUGCAAAUGUGGUGAGUGCACAGACCCAAGGGCCUUACCUUCUUGUCUGGCCUGCAACAGGAAGUGCUUGUGCUCUGCAGAGAGCAUGGUGGAGUACAGUACCUGCAUGUGCCUGAUCAAAGGGAUCUUCUACCACUGUUCCAAUGAUGAUGAAGGGGACUCGUAUGCGGAUAAUCCCUGCUCUUGUUCCCAGGCACAUUGCUGUUCUAGGUACCUGUGCAUGGGAGCAAUGUCCUUGUUUUUGCCUUGCUUGCUCUGCUAUCCUCCUGCUAAGGGAUGCCUGAAGCUGUGUCGUGGGUGUUAUGACCGGAUCAAUCGUCCUGGUUGCCGAUGUAAGAACUCCAACACUGUCUAUUGUAAACUGGAGAGCUGCCCAUCACGGAGUCAGGGGAAGCCCUCAUAAUUUUGGAGGGAGAUUUCACUUUUUCAAACACUUGCUUUCAGGUUGUGGCUAAUUUUCUGUUUGUGUGGGGAUUUACCCCCGCCCUCAUUCCCUUCCUUCUCCACUUUACGUACCCAAGUUUUUUCCUUUGCACCCUCCAUAUCCCCUCUCUCAACUCAGAUAGGUGUGGAGUAUUUUACUCGGUCAUGUUUAUUUCAGUCUUUGGUAAGCAUGAACUGUGUGCCUGCAUUUGGCACCUCAGCUUGACAGGGCCUCUUAGGUUUGUAAGUACGGUAACCCACACAUGAAAGAGACAGUGAGGGCUAAUGGGCUUUUCUGCAGCCUCUUGCUCUGCAAACAACUUCCCCAAUGUGUCCUUUUGUUCUCUGCAAUUGUGUCUUUUUGGUUCCAAGAAAUAAUUCUACCUUAUUUCAUGAGCAAGUUGGAUUAAUCUUGAGGGGGUUGGAACCAUAGAAAAUAUAAGGCUGGCUUUUACUCCACAGUGCAAAGAACCUGCUUUUCCCUCUUUUCCCCAACCCUUCUUGGAAUUGUCUCAGUCCAGAGACUUGCCUGGCUGGUACAUUUUUUUUCUUUCUUUUAAAUGUAGUUUUGGUUUUUGCUUCACUAUAUAGAUCUUCACAUUGGAGACAUCAUUAUGACUGCAAUUCGUUCAUCUGUUUCUCUUGCUUUCAAAUCUGUGAAGGACAUCACCCACUCCACCCCUUCCCCCAUGUUUCUGUGGUCAUUGAGAGCCUGUUGAUACUGAUGUUAAAGUUGACGGUGUUUGCAUAUCUGAAUAAUCUUCAGGUGUCAUUGAAUUAAGUUACCUAAAUGUUCCUGGAUCUUUAACACUUCUCUUAUUCCCUUGGUUAGUGAAUUUAGUUCUGCCUUGUGCUUCAUAACUUUAAUCUGUUCCAUGUUUUAUUGCCUUAGCCACAAAUUGUGGUCUUUUUUUGUAUAUUUUAUGUAUAAAACACAAAGUUGAAUCCUGACUAUUUUUAAGACAAAAGUCUGUUUAAAACUUUUUUUAUUGUAAAGAAUAUUUAUUAUUUGAAUCUCUAUUAUUUUAUGAUAUUUAUUACAAAGGACUGUUUGAAAAAUGUACUCAUGUCUGAAUAUAACAAAAUAUCAAUACUUAACAAAAAUAAGGGUGACAAAGAAAGUACGUAUGUUAACUAUAAUGCAGAAAAUAUAUUAAUUAAUGAAAAUGUCUCUUGAGUUUUUCAUUUUAAUAUACUGGUAGGUUGUGUUAUGAUUUCCAUGUCCAUAUUGCAAAGUGUCUUGCUAUUUUUUUUUCUCCUUGUGCACUGCCAGGGCCAUUGAAUAACCAAUACUGUGAAGACACUAGUAUGUG